Python bivittatus (Burmese python) is the source of this 1699-nucleotide messenger RNA. It is a transcript of the gene PTPN2, whose product is annotated as protein tyrosine phosphatase non-receptor type 2. Gene Ontology annotation, biological process: peptidyl-tyrosine dephosphorylation; negative regulation of receptor signaling pathway via JAK-STAT; negative regulation of ERK1 and ERK2 cascade. Gene Ontology annotation, cellular component: nucleus; cytoplasm. NCBI's taxonomy places the organism in Eukaryota, Metazoa, Chordata, Lepidosauria, Squamata, Pythonidae. Gene Ontology annotation, molecular function: protein kinase binding; non-membrane spanning protein tyrosine phosphatase activity. The record is from RefSeq and is a predicted model, not a curated record.
UGCGUCUGCUCCGAGAGUCAGGGAGCCGCUGAGUGCGCGCGCGGUGCGGAAGCUCGUUGAAGGUAACGCGAGCGGCACAGGGGGCGGGUUUGUCGUCCUCGCCCUGUCAGCAGCGGGAGGUAGGUGAUGAAGUUGCCGAUUUCCAGCGGCUCUCCUCCACCCUCUGGCUAUCGCCGCCAUUAUGUCCGUCAUCGCCACUAUAGAACAGGAGUUUCAGGAGGUCGACGCUGCUAACGACUGGCAGGCCCGCUACUUGGAUAUUCGGCAUCAAUCUAGUGAUUAUCCUCAUAAAGUGGCAAAGUAUGCAGAAAACCGAAAUCGGAACAGAUACAGAGAUGUUAGCCCAUAUGAUCACAGUCGUGUAAUACUACAGAAUACUGACAAUGAUUACAUCAAUGCCAGCUUGGUGGUUAAUGAAGAAGCUCAAAGAAAUUAUAUAUUAACACAGGGUCCACUUCCUAACACAUGUUGCCAUUUCUGGCUAAUGAUUUGGCAACAAAAGACCAAAGCAGUUGUCAUGCUUAAUAGAAUUGUUGAGAAAGAUUCGGUGAAGUGUGCACAGUACUGGCCAACAAAAGAAGAGGAACCAAUGAUAUUCAGAGAAACAGGAUUUUGUGUGAGGCUAAAGUCUGAAGAUGUCAAAUCAUACUAUACUGUACGACAGCUCCAGCUAGAAAGUAUCAAUACUGGUGAAUCCAGGGUAAUACUACAUUUUCACUAUACUACAUGGCCAGAUUUUGGAGUUCCUGAAUCCCCAGCUUCAUUCCUCAACUUCUUGUUUAAAGUCAGAGAAUCUGGAUCUCUGAGUUCUGAACAUGGACCUGCAGUCAUUCACUGUAGUGCUGGAAUUGGACGCUCUGGUACAUUUUCAUUGGUAGACACAUGUCUUAUCAUGAUGGAAAAAAGAAAAGACCCAUUUCACGUAGAUAUCAAGCAAAUAUUAUUGAAUAUGAGAAAAUAUCGGAUGGGACUGAUUCAGACUCCUGAUCAACUAAGAUUUUCAUAUAUGGCUGUAAUAGAAGGAGCAAAAUAUAUAAUGGGGGAUUCCACUAUGCAGUAUCGCUGGAAGGAACUCUCAAAAGAAGACCAAGCACCAAGUUCUGAAUGCUCUCCUCCGCAGCCAACUAAACUUAUUGUAGAGAAGUACAAUGGGAAUAGCAUGGGUUUAGAAGAACAGGAGCAAGGGGAGAACAUAAAUGUUGAUCUGCUUUCUCCCAUACAAAAUACUUCGGAUACAAAUGAAGACAAGGCUUUACGGAAACGGCUGAGAGAAGACAAAAAAGCUAACACAGCACAGAUGGUGCAGCAGAUGAAACAUAGGCUGAGUGAAUCUGAAAGAAAAAGAAAAAGGCCGAGAGUGACUGACGCCUAAAUUGCCAAGACUUGAGAAUGUUCUUCAGCUAUAAUAACACACUAUUGACAUGCAAAACAGGACAUCACUGUUCUUCAGGAAAAAAAAAAAUGAGGUCUGAGCAAUACACAAGCGGCCUCAUAAAUAUCUGUUUACAGCGUAAACAAACAGGGAAUGAAGUACAUCACCAGCAAGAGACUUUGCAAAAUAGAAUUUGUCUUACGUGUUUUAUGCUUGUAUUAAUUGUAGAGUUGUAAGAUCACAUUUACAAAAUACUUUGUACUGCCAUUCUUGUAUUUUUUUUAAUAUUUUUGGCAGCAUUAAAUAUUUUUUUUAAUUUAUAUACUG